AUGUUUGAGAAGGACGAGACUCCAAGGAGAAAGGUGAAGGGAGUGAAGGUGCAGGUGAAGGUAGAGGUGAAAAGAAAGGAAGGAGAUAAGAGGAGAGAGGAGUGA
Molecule: messenger RNA, 105 nt
Organism: Sclerotinia sclerotiorum 1980 UF-70
Lineage: Eukaryota; Fungi; Ascomycota; Leotiomycetes; Helotiales; Sclerotiniaceae
Exons: 1
Coding region: 1-105 (34 amino acids)
Source: RefSeq, a predicted model, not a curated record